CAGCAGCAGUAGCAACAACAGCAAGCAAGAACGCAUCCUUCCAUUCCCCUGAUCAGCAAGCAGCACCAUCACUGACCAGAUCACAUCACGAUGCCGCUGCCGGCCUCGACGCAUGCCAAGGGCGGCGAGAACCCCGUGUGGGUGUAUUCCUUCGGCCCGGGGUGCCCGACGCCCCCGCUGGACCGCAACCUGCUGGGCGGCAAGGGCAAGGGCGAGGCUGAGAUGACCGCCAUGGGACUUCCCGUACCGCCAGGCUUCAUCGUCACCACAGGCAUGCGCAGAGACAGGCUUCAGACAGGCAGAGGGCCACGGGAGGGCGUGGCGUGCAUGUGUGGAUGUCCAUGGCAUGUGAUGUGUGUGCAGAGGCGUGUGUGCACUACAAGUACAACCGUCUGUCGUUCCCCAAGGGUUUGGUGGAGCAGGUCGAGGCCUGCCUGGUGACCCUCGAGAAGCAGAUGGGCUGCAACUUCGGAGACGUCGAAAACCCGCUACUCAUCUCCGUCCGAUCCGGCGCAAGGUACCAUGUCGCACACACCUCACACCCACCCCCUCUCUCUAUCUGCCACACAUCCAUCCAUCCACGCGGCUCUCUCUGUGUGUGGGGUGUGUGCUGUGUGUCAGGGUGUCGAUGCCCGGGAUGAUGGAGACAGUGUUGGACGUGGGUUUGAACGACAAGUCGGUGCUGGGCCUGGCCAAGAAGCUGUCCAACGAGCGGGCGGCCUACGACUCGUACCGCCGGUUCAUCGCCAUGUACAGCAACGUCGUGUCGGGCGUCAACUCGGCCGCCUAUGAGGACGCACUCAAGGCCUGCCGAAAGAGAGAGGGUCAGCGAGCGCGGGAGGGAAGAGGGACUGCGACACGCGAAGGAGUGCACACAUAUAUCGAUGGGUGUGUGUGGGGGGGUCAGGUGUUCAGUUCGACAUCGGACUGUCGACCAACGCCCUGAAGGAGCUGUGCCAGGAGUUCAAGCACAUCCACAACCAGCAGACAGGUACACACACACACACACACACACACGGCCACCCCAACCCUCACCCCCUCAACCACCCACAACAUGUCUGUCAUGCAGGUCAGGAGUUCCCCCAGGAGCCGCGUGACCAGUUGUUCCGUGCCAUCAAGGGCGUGUUCCACAGCUGGGACUGCGACAAGGCCCGCGCCUACCGCCGCUUCCACGGCUUCCCCGACGACUGGGGCACUGCGGUGGUUGUCAUGGCCAUGGUCUUCGGCAACAGAGUAAGCAACCAGGGAGGGAGGGAGGGAGGGAGGGGCGGCACACCACACACACAACACAAUCAAUGUGCACACGUGUGUGUGUGUGUGUGUGUGUGUAGGGUGACGACUCCGGCACUGGUGUGGGGUUCACCCGUGACCCCGCCACCGGCGAGCACCACUUCUACGGCGAAUGUGAGCACAUCUGGCAUGACAUGACACACACAUUCAGAUGGGCCAAUGUGUGUAUCUUGUGUGUUGUGUGUGUGCGCGUGUGUGUGUGGCUUGACCAGAUUUGGUGAAUGCGCAGGGCGAGGACGUGGUUGCCGGCAUCCGCACGCCGCACCCCAUCAACAAGAUGCAGGCCCUCAUCACGGGCUCCAACCUGCCCUCGCUCGAGGAAACCAUGCCCGAGAUCUACCAGCAACUCGAGGAGGUACCCCAGCCCCCCCCCCCUCCCCACACACAGGGGGAGUCAGGGAGGGAGGGAGAGAGAUUGCCUGCAUCCAAUGAUGCGCGUGUGUGUGUUGUGUGUGGUUGCGUGUGGCGUCGUGUGCAGGUCGGGAGGAUACUGGAGCAGCACUACCACGACAUGCAGGACGUGGAGUUCACCAUCGACAACGGCAAGCUCUACAUGCUUCAGACCCGAACCGGCAAGCGCACCGGGUUUGCCGCCGUCAAAAUCGCCUUCGACAUGCUCAGAGAGGGACUCAUCGACGAGCGGGAGGCCGUCAAGGUGCGUCAGAGGCAGACAGACAUAGGGAGACAGAGAAAGCGGCAUUGGAUGUGUGUGAUUGGUGUGUUUGGUGUGUUUGGUCUGGCUGUGUGUUUGCAGCACGUGGAUGCGCACCAGGUGACCCAGCUGCUGACGCCCAUCUUCGACAUGCGCGACAAGGUGAUGGCCUCGGGCAAACUCGCCACAAGAGGACUCAACGCAGGUACUCCCUCCUCAACCCACACCCACACCCACACCCACACACCCGUCCAUCCACCAUCCAUCCAUGAGAGACGCAUCCGAUCUGCACCUGUGGGUGUGUGGUGUGGAUGUCGUUAUCAGGUCCCGGUGCUGCGUCUGGGGCAGCGGUGUUUUCGAGCGAGAAGGCCGUCGAGUACCAGAAGCAGGGCAAGCCAUGCGUCCUCAUGAGGGAGGAAACCUCGCCCGAAGACUUUGCCGGUCAGCCGAACCCCACGCCCUCUCCCUCCCUCCCUCCCUCCCUCCCUCCCUCAUCCCUCCUGUACUUAACUCUCCUUCUCCCUCUGUGUGUCGACAGGCAUGGUCGCGGCCAGGGGCAUCCUCACAGCCCGCGGCGGCGCCACGAGCCAUGCGGCCGUGGUUGCCCGCGGUUUGGGUCGUCCGUGUGUGUGCGGCUGCGGCGACCUGGUGUUCGACCACGCCAAGCACGAGGUGCGCAUCGGCAGCAAUGGGAUGGUUCUCAAGGAGGGCGAGCCGGUCAGCAUCGACGGCACCACGGGGCAGGUCUUCUUCUGCUCGCUGCAGACCAAGCCGUCCGAGAUCAUCCAGGUGGGUGGGGGGACGAGGGAAUGGAGGGACUGGGUGACUCUGGUGUGUGUUCGUGGUGUGGUGUGUGUGCAGGUGUUGAUAGACAAGACGAAGCGUCCUGAGGAGAGCGAGCUGUUCCAGCAGUUCAAGACCAUCAUGGACAUCGCUGACAAGUACCGCAGGCUCGAAGUCCGCGCCAAUGCCGACACACCGCAGGACGCCGCCAUCGCCAGGUCCCUCGGCGCACAGGUGGGCGCCGUCAUGGUGGCCGUGGUUGCAUUUUUCCGGCCACGUGUGGUGUGCGGUGGUGUGGUGUGUGGUGUUAGGGUAUCGGCUUGGUUCGCACGGAGCACAUGUUUAUGGACAAGAAGCGUCUCAUGGACGUCAGGGCCAUGUUCUUCAGCGACUCGGAGGACGUAGGCGCGCAGGACACGCACAUACAUAGACACACAUACACACACACAAUCACACAUCUCCACUCGUCUGCAUCCUUUGUCUGUCUGUCUGGCUCUGUGUGUGUGGUGUCGUGUGGAUCAAUCAGGACCGGAAGGCAGCAGCGAAUCGUCUGAUGCCCUACCAGAAGGAGGACUUCCUUGGCAUCUUCAGAGCCAUGCACGGACUCACCGUCACGGUAAGCAUCUCCACCCUCACCCUCACCUCCACCCCUCCAUCUGUCUGUCGGUGUUUCUUGCCCAUGUCGCCCGCGUCAGAUUCGCCUGUUGGACCCGCCGCGCCACGAGUUCCUCCCGCACACCGAGGACGAGCAGAAGGCUCUGGCGGCCCACAUGGGGACCACCCUGGAGCGCGUCAAGCAGAUCGGCGAGUCCAUCACCGAGGCCAACCCUAUGCUCGGACACCGCGGAUGCCGACUCGGCAUUGCGCUCCCGUACGUCACAGAGAUGCAGGUGCGAAGGCGACACAGAGAGGCCGGAAACCUUCGCAAUGGGCGUUUUCGUGUGGUGUGGUGUGGUGUGGUGGUGGGGGUGCUUGUCAGACGCGCGCGAUCAUCGAGGCGGCCGUUGAGGUGUCCAAGGAGGGGUCUGAGGUGCUGCCCGAGAUCAUGGUGCCGUUGGUGGCGACCAAGAAGGAGCUGGAGCACCAGAAGGGCCUCAUCGACAAGACCGCACAGGACGUCUUCAAGAAGAUGGGCAAGGAGGUCCCCUACAAGGUCAGCCACCCACCGACACACUAAGCUUCACAUCAGAUGGCCAUAGACAGACACAUCUGUGGUGUCGGUGUGGGUGUGUGCAGGUUGGCACGAUGAUCGAGUUGCCGCGUGCGGCCCUGCAGGCCGGCCAGAUCGCCGAGUUCGCGGACUUCUUCUCGUUCGGCACCAAUGACCUCACCCAGUGCACAUACGGCAUUUCGCGCGACGAUGCUGGUCAGUCAGUCAGUCAGUCAGCAGACGAGCUCCACUCCACACACAGCGACGGACGCACCUCAUGUGUAUGUCUCUGUGUGUGCAGGCCAGUUCCUGCCGCUGUACGUUGAGGGCGUCUUCUUCGAGUCGACGCACAGCAACAUGCAGGUCUUCGACUUUGAGCCCUUCCAAACACUCGACCAGGUACACCCCUCCCUCCCUCCCUCCCUCCCUCUUUCCCUCCCCCAACAGACACAACACACACACACACACACUCCUCUCUCUCUCUCUGUCUGCAAUGCCGCAGGACGGUGUGGGUGAGCUGAUGAAGAUCGCCCGGGAGCGCGGCCGCCGCACCAACCCCCACCUGCACCUCGGCAUCUGUGGCGAGCACGGCGGCGAGGGCCGAUCCGUCAAGUUCUGCCACGAAAUCGGGCUCGACUACUGCAGCUGCUCGCCCUUCAGAGUCCCCGUGGCGCGACUCGCUGCUGCACAGGCUGCCGUCGAGGGGCAGAGCAAGAAGUAGACAGACAAGUAGACAAGUAGACUGGCAGAGAGACGAGUAGACAGGCAGAGAAGUGAGGGAGGGGACAUAGUAGAGUUUUGAGAGGGAGGGAGGGAUGCCUGACAUGUGCGUGCGUGUGCGUGUGUGUGCGUGCGUACUGAUGAGGUAGUUGCGUGGGGGUCCGGGGCGUGUCUACUGACUCCCGGACGAACAGACAGGAACUAUCUCUGAGGGGGCGGGAGAGAGAGGGGAGGGACCAUCGUCCAUCGGUUGACAAAGAGAUCGAUGGCGCAUGGGGGAAGGUGGGGAGGGGAGGGGGCAUGUAGGCCAAUUCGCUGCAUGGACAGACAGACAGAGAGACAGAGACACCACCACCGCCAGCAGCAGCAGCAGUAGUAGCCGCCCACUCGCUCGAGAUUGAUCGGUACGGUAGAUGCGUGUUGUCACCCACCCAUACGGUAGCUGGCUUUCUCCGCCCUUGCGUUGAUGCUGCCUCGAUGCGGUGCCCUUGAGUGGCCUUUUUCUGUUGAUACCGUCUGCUUGUUGCUGCAAUUCUCUGCGUGUGGUUGCUGGCUUCAGAGGGUCUGCUCGGGCCCCCUGACGCCUUCACGUCGAUAUGCGACCCAUAUCGAUGUGGUGACGUCGGGGGCGCCUGGCUCGGAGAACCUCUGGAACGCACCAAACCCACGCGGCGAGAGAUGACACGACCUACACGAGCCGCUCAUCAUUUUUCCUGCCUAGUACUUAUCUUCCUGACUUAAUGAUUUGCCUUCAUUCAUUCUCCGCCUUUGACAGACACUGACACACAAACAAACGUUUGUUGCGUUGUGAUUUUUCCACCCCCAUAUGUAUGUGUGUUUGUGAACGAAUCGCCAAGAGGGGGCACUUUUUCUUGGAUGGACGGAUGGAUGCACUCUCUGUCUGGAGGGAAGCGCGGAUUCACUUGCGUCAUUUAUACUUGCAACACACCCACACCCUUCCACUCACUGUUCUCGCAACCAACCACACGUGUGGAUGGUUCUCUUUUUCGGCUGGGUGGCGUGGGACGGCGUCGCGGCUUGCCAGACAGACAUGCGCGGCUCGCCCGCCCCUCCGCCCCGAUCACACAAGCGACGGACGGACGAUGAGCGGCGAUCGAACAAACGAUACCGUUUUCUUCUUUUUCCUCCAUGAAUGUGCUCGUGCGUGUGUUGUGUUUUGUGCUGUGAGGGUGGUAAGACAGACAAGGCGGCGGUAGGUCUUUCGUCUUUGCAGUGAUGGAUAGAUUGAUCGAUGCGGUGGGGGGGUGGGUGGCUUAGCGAAGUUGCUGACGGGGGAAGAGAGUUUAUGAGUUGGUCGGGUGCAUGUGUGCUCACCUGUGUGUGUCUCUCCCCGGCUAUGUUGAUGCGCCGGUGAUGAUGUGUGAGCACCUGGCAGAAGAGCCCUCGCCCUCUUUCCGAGGUGUAUAGUCUCGGUUGUUUCUACGUCCAUGGCUGUCGACUCAACACUCGCACAUCCCACACGAUGCUGCGAGCGUUUCGUCACCAGCCUGCGGCAGAGAAACAGCCGAGACGUCCAACCAAAGGCAGGGAAGAGAGUGAGAUGGCCCCGACAGCGCAGUGCGGAACAUUCAGCUAGCUCGUCGCGGCUCAGUUGGUGUAGGUACGUUGCUCUUGGCACGUUUUUCCGCGAGAGCCGAAAAUUUAAGAGGGGAGAGCCGGUGGACGACGGAGGCACACUUGUAGACAAACGCGGUGGCACGAAAUGGACCGAGUGAAGUGACGUGAUGUGUGACAUGUUCGCGUGUGGAAGCUGGCUUGAACCACCAUCGCGAUCAACA
Messenger RNA from Vitrella brassicaformis, 6394 nucleotides. NCBI's taxonomy places the organism in Eukaryota, Vitrellaceae. The record is from the annotation of a GenBank genome assembly.